Messenger RNA from Serendipita indica DSM 11827, 1635 nucleotides. NCBI's taxonomy places the organism in Eukaryota, Fungi, Basidiomycota, Agaricomycetes, Sebacinales, Serendipitaceae. The record is from the annotation of a GenBank genome assembly.
AUGGCAGACCCAGAAGCGGCAUCUUUAAUCUCCACAAGGUCCAUACAACCUGCUCCAGCGACUCUAACCAAGCUCAUCAAACGUAUUCGCGCCUUGACGUUCAAGUUAUUGCCGGUACAAGUCAAUUUAGAGGAGCUCGCAGAGCCUACAUCACGCGUUAUCACUCCAAAGGUCAUCAACGCGUACGCAAAAGCGGCGGGUGACUUUGGAGAAGCGCUCCCGUACUGUCUCUUACGUGCUCGUCAAACCUUUAUAUGGGAUGCGAAUCAUAGUGCGGCAGACUAUGACGAGCAUAUGGGUCGUGCAAUUGCCUGUGAGGUCCUUGCCCGUCGUAUCGUCCACAAUGCACCACAGGAACGUCUAAAGUCCAUCAUGUCAACGCGCUACAGACACAAGGAGUGGGACGGUGAUGACAGUAGUCUAAGCUCUGCCCUCGAGCUCGCUAUUGAUCAACACUGUACCAUAUUCUUAUCAUCCAACGAGGCUCAGUUCGUGAUCGAUUCUCUAUGGAGUGGUACUUGGGUGCAACAGAAUAACGAGGACCACGACAUCGACUACGUCGAGUAUCGGCAGGUAGAAGAGAAAUCCUGGUGGAGACAUUUGGAUCCCUCUCGCAUGUCUGUCCCUCGGUACCAAAACGCGUUUCUUCGUCAACCGUUGGAAAAGGUGGAUCCCCACCACGAUUUCGACUUUUUCGAGGGGAUGCUUUACACGAUGGCUCUCGCAUUUUCGUUUGAAGAGACGCACAGACUGUACACAACCUUACGCUACUUUACGUGGAGAGCCUUUGGUUUCUGGACUAUUAUAGGUCUCAUCACUAAUGGUCUACUCAUCGCAGCAUUCGUGCUACGUAUUAUGGGUAUCGCAUCCCAUGACCAGACAAAAUCCGAUAACUGGCAUUUCAGAAGCUUUCAGGUGUUGGCCUGUGUCAAGUCUGACACCCCGUUUAGGAUGAGAGUCAUUACCGUCCUCGACGGCUUCAAAUAUAUUGGGACAAUGCAGAUUUGCGUAGCACGCAUGAUGCAAGAAUCUACCAUCUUCUUUGUCCUCCUCUCAAUUCUUCUCAUCGGCUUCUACCAGGGCAUGUACGCGUUGGAUGCCGCAGACGGUGUGACGGAUAAAGGCGGGGUCGUCAUGCACUCUUUACUCCAAGCUUUAUUACAGGCGCCAGACUUUAACGCGACCGAGGGAGCAUUUGGACUACUGCUAUAUUAUAUGUGGUGCUUGGUGACAACGAUUGUGCUUCUCAACGUCCUCAUCUCCUUGUUCUCGUCCGCAUAUGAAGAUGUUGUCGGAGCUGCAGAAAGUCACUAUUUGGCAUUUGUAGCCGGGAAAACAGUUUCGAUGAUUCGCGCACCUGAUUCCUACGUAUACCCUGCUCCGUUCAACUUGAUUGAAAUCUUCUUCAUCGCGCCACUCGAACCGUGCAUGCCCGCGGACACGUAUGCCAAACUGAACCGCGCAAUUAUGCGGACUCUGUUCUGGAUCCCGCUGACGUGCAUCGCGUUGUUCGAGGCGACACUGGACCCUCGGAAGAACGAGUUCACCAAGGCGUGGUUCGAGGCUAACGAAGAAGAGGCCGACGACAACCCGGAAUACCAGGAUCCCGAUGUGGAUUCUGAGAGCCGGGGGUAA